Xiphias gladius (swordfish) is the source of this 978-nucleotide messenger RNA. RefSeq names its product ATP synthase peripheral stalk-membrane subunit b (gene atp5pb). Gene Ontology annotation, molecular function: proton transmembrane transporter activity. Lineage: Eukaryota; Metazoa; Chordata; Actinopteri; Istiophoriformes; Xiphiidae. The coding region runs from base 122 to 880 and encodes 252 amino acids. The transcript is spliced from 7 exons. The record is from RefSeq and is a predicted model, not a curated record. Gene Ontology annotation, biological process: proton motive force-driven ATP synthesis.
CGAUGUUUCAGGGGGCUUUCUCGUUUGUCCGCCAUCCUUGCGGUUCUUUGCAGAAGGGCACGGAGAGGCCGAGACGAAGCUGCCCGGUGGAACAAGAACUCGGCACUUACAUCCUUCAGACAUGCUAUCCAGGCUUGUUUUUGUUUCAGCCAGUGCCCUGAAAAGCAGUGGCCCCCUUGGAGCUGGCCUUGUCCAGGCGUCUCGCUCCCUGCACACAUCGUCCCAGAGUCUGGCCCCAGUGCCUCCUCUGCCAGAGAAGGGUGGCAAAGUCCGCCAUGGCAUCAUCCCAGAGGAGCUCUUCCAGCUCCUGUACCCCAAAACUGGAGUCACAGGACCCUACAUGCUGGGCGCAGGCCUCCUCCUCUACAUACUUUCCAAGGAGAUCUACGUCAUCAACCAUGAGACUUUCGCUGCCGCCUCCAUAGGUGCUGUCAUCAUCUACGGUGUCAAGAAAUUUGGUCCAAAUGUUGCAGCUUUUGCUGACAAACUGAACGAGGACAAAGUGGCCAAGGCUCAGGAAGUGAAGGACCUUGCCAUGUCCAGCCUGGCUCAGGCCAUUGAGGAUGAGAAGAAAGAACAGUGGAGAGCAGAGGGAAGAUCAAUGCUCUUUGAUGCUAAGAGGAACAAUGUGGCCAUGCUGUUGGAGACCAACUACAGAGAGAGGCUACACAUGGUGACCAAUGAGGUGAAGAGGCGCUUGGACUACCAGAUCGCCCUGCAAAACCUCCAUCGCCAGAUGGAGCAGGAGCACAUGGUCAACUGGGUGGAGAAGAGCGUCAUCGGCAGCAUCACUCCUCAGCAGGAGAAAGAGAGCAUCGCCAAGUGUAUCACAGACCUGAAGGCUCUGGCAAAGGCCACUCAGGCCAAAGCCACAGCCUAAACUGUCAAGUCUUCAGAGAAGGCUACUCUAAUCCCCAACUCAUUGUACCAACAUGAGACGUUCACUUUUCUUUACAGAAUAAACUAUUUCCUCUUUAA